Messenger RNA from Sitophilus oryzae (rice weevil), 1956 nucleotides. It is a transcript of the gene Vps45, whose product is annotated as vacuolar protein sorting-associated protein 45. Gene Ontology annotation, cellular component: Golgi membrane. NCBI's taxonomy places the organism in Eukaryota, Metazoa, Arthropoda, Insecta, Coleoptera, Curculionidae. The transcript has 3 exons. Gene Ontology annotation, biological process: intracellular protein transport; vesicle-mediated transport. The coding region runs from base 102 to 1841 and encodes 579 amino acids. The record is from RefSeq and is a predicted model, not a curated record.
AUCACAAAAUAUUGAGGUUAUGUUUAAACGUCAAAACACGUAAACAUUCAUUAAAGGCUGUUAAAGGAUAAAAUUGUAUUUAAACAAUAUUUAAUUUAAAUAUGAAUGUUAUAUCGGCAGUUAAGGCUUAUAUAGUCAAAAUGACUGAAGAAAGUGAACCCGGUAUGAAAGUUUUACUGAUGGAUAAAGAAACUACGAGCAUAGUCAGUAUGGUUUAUGGCCAAAGCGAGAUUCAACAAAAAGAGGUGUUUCUCUUAGAAAGAAUAGACUCUCCUAAUUACUCUAAUUCCACAGGCUUGAGGUACUUGAAGUGUCUCGUUUUCUUGCGCCCCACACAACAGAAUAUUGAGUUGCUCUGUACAGAAUUACGGAACCCAAAAUAUGGAGCUUACUAUAUUUAUUUCUCUAAUAUUGUUGCUAAGGCUGAUAUUAAAAUACUGGCCGAAAACGACGAACAAGAAGUUGUUAAAGAAGUUCAAGAACUCUACAUGGAUUAUCUAGCUGUAAAUCCCCAUUUGUUUUCAAUGGGUAUUCCGAUGUGUUUGAAUGCGAUAAAUACAACAGAAAUAACUUGGAACCAUGCAGCUUUACAGAGAACUAUACAAGGCUUAGUUUCUGUCCUUUUGUCUGUUAAAAAAUCUCCCAUUAUUCGAUAUCAAGCUAACUCAAAAUUAGCUAAAGACUUGGGAAACCGUGUUGAUGAAACAAUGAAUAAAGAAUCGUCCUUAUUUGCUUUUGACCAAAGUGGACAUAGUCUUUUACUUAUAUUGGAUAGGCGAGAUGAUCCAAUAACACCCCUUUUAAAUCAGUGGACGUAUCAAGCGAUGGUGCAUGAAUUGUUAACAAUUAAUAAUAACAGAGUAAGCCUGUCUGGUACUCCAGGAGUGUCUAAGGAGUUGUCAGAAGUUGUUCUCUCAGCUGAACAGGAUGACUUUUACAAAGAUAAUAUAGUAAAGAACUAUGGCGAAAUCGGUCAGAAUAUCAAGGAACUUAUGGACAAAUUUCAGGCAAAAGCAAAAAGUCAUCAAAAAAUCGAAAGUAUAGCAGAUAUGAAGAACUUUGUCGAGUCCUAUCCCCAGUUUAAAAAACUGUCUGGAAACGUAACCAAACACGUCACGGUAGUAGGCGAGUUGAGCACUAGAGUGAACAAGUACCAUUUGCUAGAGGUCUCGGAGGUUGAACAAGAAAUUAGUUCGCAAAACGACCAUUCAGGUCACUUGUCUAGCAUCAAAAAACUGAUUCAUAAUGAUAAAAUCAGACACACCGACGCGGCCAAACUUGUGAUGCUUUACGCCUUGAGAUACCAAAACCACAGUAACAAUGAGAUCCCUGGUCUUAUAGAUUUGUUAGAAAAAAGAGGAGUGUCAGAUAAACUUAUAAAAGACAUAAUUUACCUUCUAGAGUACGCAGGUUCACACGCCAGGCAAAGUAAUCUAUUCAACGUUGAAAAUGCCGUUAAAAUAACCAAAAGGUUUUUCAAAGGUUUGAGCGGUGUUGAUAAUGUUUUUACACAGCACAAACCUUUACUACACGAUACACUCGAAGAUCUUAUUAAAGGGAGACUAAGAGAUAAUUUGUACCCUAUCGUCGGAAAUCAUUCUAGCGGUAUCAGAGCGCUGGAUAUAAUAAUAUUUAUUAUAGGAGGGGCUACGUAUGAAGAAAGCCUGGCAGUUCAUAAUUUGAACAGCAGUUAUCCUAGUUUUAAUAUUGUUUUAGGAGGUACAAAUAUUCACAAUUCUAGCAGUUUUCUGGAUGAAAUCGAAAAUGCCUUUAGGAACGUUGAUAUGACGAAGAGAAGGCAUACGAGGCAUAUUCGAAACGUUAAAUUUGAUUUCAAAUAGUAUAGUUUAUAGAUAGAUUUUACCCCCGUAUAUGUAUAUAAAAUUAUUGUUUAAUAUUUAUAUUAUUUUAUGUUGUGUUUAUCAGAUAAUAAAAAUAUUACUGGAGCAGUGAAAA